This is a messenger RNA of Monomorium pharaonis (pharaoh ant), 4139 nucleotides long. Its product is annotated as post-GPI attachment to proteins factor 6. Lineage: Eukaryota; Metazoa; Arthropoda; Insecta; Hymenoptera; Formicidae. Gene Ontology annotation, cellular component: plasma membrane. The record is from RefSeq and is a predicted model, not a curated record. The transcript is spliced from 15 exons. The coding region runs from base 159 to 2741 and encodes 860 amino acids.
UAAACCGAGAUUAAAGUUAAUCUACGUUGGUAGAAAUAGGCCUGAAACGAGCAGUUUAGCGAUUCAGCGUGUACUGUGAAACAAAGACAGUGGUUUUUUUUCAGUGUUUUGUAUUAUACUUUCAACAAAUCAUAUGUUAAUUGUGACAUGAUUUCAACAUGUUUCUCAAAACUAUAUUCGACAUCUCACCAAUUUUCUGUUUAUCUGAAACUUUUGUUCAUUUUCUUUCCAAGUAUGUUUAUUUUUUACGAAAAGUUAAAUCACUAACUUACUCGAAAUUUUUGCCCAAAUUCUCUGCUCGAAAUCCCAAAUCAAGUACUUGUAAAAUACAUCGGAUAUAUCUUUUCGUGAGUUGCAGUGUAAUACCACAGGCGAAUCAACAAGAUCUGCUUCGCUCGUACAAGAGCUAUUCCGACGUAACAAUGUUCCAUUAUACAGUACCAAGAGAAGUGAUUCGAGCUACGUGGCAAUUUGCAGCUUUCAUGGAUGAUCCCACGUGCCAUCCACGGAAAGUUUACAUACAUAUCAGGUUUGGUAGUUAUCCUAUAAUCACCACAGAUAAUAAAGUAUUUCUAAUGAGGGAGUCUACUAAACGGGAUGAUGAUAUUGUGGUUACUACUACCACAAUUUAUCAAUCAAAAAAUAUAACUGUUGUUCCAGUAUAUGAACCGCAACCUGGAGAUUGGUUUGUAGCAGCUUAUAUGUCUUAUUGGGACGAGAAAGUCCAACAACAAGGACUUGGACACAAAUGUCAAUACAGUAUAGGUACAAUAGCACUAUGGUCGCAAACAGAUAAUAUUGUUAAUAUUCCCAUUAAUUAUCAAACUAGAUUACGAACAAGUACGAAGACGACAUACUACAAGAUAUAUAUUCCGUCAGGAAUAUUGAGCUUCCGUGUAUCCAUCUGGAACUGCAGCUUUACGUUGCAUACUGUUCGUGACAUUCGUAAACCUUGUAUCGAAGCUAUAUACUUGAAGGGACGUGUUUUACCAAUAUCUAAUCAUUUCCAUUCCAUGGAAUCCAAAAGUCUUACCACGAAUGCUAGUUACUCUUUCAUAGAAUCUUCUCCUUAUGAAGAUAGUUAUUAUUAUUUAUUAAUUGUUUCGAAUAGCAUUAUAGAGUUCAACGUCAAGAUUGAUACAAGCGAAUGUCCAAUCAAAUUGACAGAAGAAUUGUUUACUAGAGAAUACAUGGAUAUUGCUCUGAGUUUUAAUUCCAUGACAGGAAUGAAUACUUACAAAGAAUUAAUAAAACACAAAUGGUAUUACAAAGAAAAUAAUAACAGCAGAUUUUACAAUAAAGAUGAAUUUCACCAAAAAAAUGAGAAACAUGAGACUGACAAUUUGUAUACCAAGUGUAUACCAAGAUAUCAAUUGGUUCGCGUUAAACAUGCAGAGACAUUCUCAACCGUUUAUCUUUUGCAGGGAAAAGACUGGUUAAGUUCGAGACUAAUACUAACUGAUUUAAUUCCGAUAAUGACGCAGUUUGAUAUUUUGCCAUUGAUAGAUAUUGGUGGUACACUCGAGAUUAAUGUACAUCUCGAAGUAAAAAAGCUGCCAUUGACGCAAUUGGUUUUGAUAACAAUGUGCAUUCAAAGAGGUCGUAUACCCAAACUAGAGGAUCGUCAUUCUUGUCAAAAUGGUACUGUAACGAUAAACUUGUCAUCGUUAAACAAGCGCAACGCAAGUUCGUUAAUAGCGUUUCCACAACCAGGUACAUGGUACAUCGUUAUCCUUGCGACAUGUUAUAAAUAUAAUAAACCUGUACGCUGUCAAAUGGAAGAAAUGUCUAUCCUACUCAAUGUACGUACCAAAAAGUGUAUGUUUUCUGAUGAGAAUCCUUGCGGUAAUCACGGCAUUUGUCAAGAAAUUCAAAAGAAUGUCCUUCAUUAUGCAACAUGUAAUUGUUUUAAAGGUUACUCGGGAUGGGAUUGCACCGACAUCUCAAGUACCAUGUCUGCUAUCUCUUUUGUGAGUGCUAUACUGCUCGUUAUAAGCAAUAUCUUUUUUAUACCAGCCAUAUGUAUAGCUGUGAAACAAAGGUUGUACGCAGAAGGAUUAGUAUAUUUGGUCACUAUGCUAUUUUCGUCCCUAUAUCACGCUUGUGACCAAAGUAAUGGACAAUUUUGUAUUACAAAAUAUGAGAUUUUACAGUAUAGUGAUUUUUUCUCAAGUAUUUUGGCAUUUUGGGUAACACUGAUAGCAAUGGCGGAAUUACCGGUAGCUUUUGUACCACUGUGCCAUAUGACGGGAGUGUUUGUCAUCACUUUUAGUGUCCAAAUUGACAGGAUGUGUUUAAUCAAUAUAUUAAUACCACUGUCACUGGGUAUCAUUGUACCGAUUCUGUUACAGAUUUUCGCACAUAUUUAUCGUACUUUUCAAUCCAGGAAAUGCAAAACACCAAGUCGAAAGAUACUAUUAGGUUUGCUCUUUGCUAUUGUAGGUUUAUUACUCUACUCUUUCAUUGAAACAGAAAAAAACUAUCAGUACGUUCACAGUGUUUGGCACAUAAUCAUGGCGAUUUCGUUAAUAUUUUUGUUACCAUCAGUAAAAUCAAAACAAAUCACAUCGCCGACAAAUGCUUCCUUCAAUGAUGACAAUGAAUCGUGGAUUUGCAAAGAGUCUUACGGAAUCCCUACAUUUACAAUAGGGGAUCAAUCAGGAAAAUCAAAUGAUCGUGUCAAUUUCUUACACAACAGUUCAGUUUCUGAAUUUUCUAAUCGAGAAACGUCAUGUUGUUAAAUACCGCUGAAAAUGGCCACCAGUGUUAACAAUAGAAUUUUUCCAUACCUCUCACAGAUCGACCACCAAUUUAUCGUCUAAGAAGUUGAUCGCUAUAUGCCGCUGCCGUUCGAUAUCGGCCAUCGACAUGGAAUGCGCAACGCGAAUCGAAAGUGAGUCCAACUAUGGAAAAAGAACAGCAUGAAUUGUCGGUCAAUUCUGUCUUUCUAGUCAUGAAAAAAGAAAGACAAAGCUAAUGGUGAUCCUUGCUCUCACUCUUUUUUUCUGAACCUAGGCCGGUAUUCAUAGUCGGAUCUUAUAUUUAAGAUCAUCUUAAGUAUACUGUCUUAAGAUGCCAUCUUUUAUGCGGGAUUUUGAAUAACGCGUGAUAACGUACAAAGAAAAUUUACUAAUCAGGAGUCUUUAUUUCUAUUCUGGGGAAGGAAUUAGACAAUUCUAAUUGAUUGAUUCUCUUAUGCGUUAUGCAAAAGACGCUUUUGUGCGGCGGCCUAACUCGAUCAUAUGUAAAAGCACACUAUCUGCGCUAUGUAUACGAGAAUAAUAGAAAAAGUCAUAGCAUAAAUAUUUGUAUAUUAUCAUAUAUGUAUAUACAUAUAUCGUCAAAUGUAAUAAACAAUAAAUAUUUUCUCUGAAAAAAAAAAUUUGCCCGAUCUGCAUGCAUUAAGAAUACGAAAGGCCGUGCACGAGCUGCGCGAAGAUUCUCGGGGACAGUAUCACAUGUUUUCACGAGAGGUCCUCGUAAUCGCAUCCCUCUGUAGCGUAUUCGCAGGGUAAGAUAAAACGAAUGGAUUUUCAUAAAACACUUUACUUCUUACUUUAUUCGUGAAUAUUGUUACAGAAGAUUUCUUUUAACUCGCCUUACUUAAAACCUACUACUGAAACUCAAGACUAGCUACUCUAUCUAUACUCUUUCUAGGGGGAUUUCGCCUUGGCCAAUCAGGCCCGUGGACAAGUUGAUUGAGCGCUGCAACGCCACAACACUCCCUCCUAAUUUUCUUGGAAUGUUACUCGUUUAUUCGUCUUUUUUGCAGAUGUGUAAGUACGAAUUGGUGGUGGUGGUGCAGCGUCUGUCAAAUUUGUUGCGUUUUCGGUUUCCUCGGUAGGUAGAUAUGCCGGUUUUAGUCUUUCUGUUGAAAUAUUGCAUGGUCUUCCGUUAACUAGAACAGUAUAUAAUUUUUCAUUAAUUUUAGCCAAUACUUCAUACGGUCCUUGGUAAGGUGGUUGUAUGGGGCGUCUUACUGUAUCAUCUCUAAGAAAAACAUGUGUUGCUAUUUUUAGAUCCUGGUGUACAAACGGUUUUGGAGAACAGUGAUGUGCGACUGGUUUGGCUCGAAUUUUUCUAAUUCUUUCUCUUAGUUCUUGGACGAAGAUUUCGGGCUUAACUGGCUGCUCCGGGUC